AUGGCUUCAUUUAUGAGAUUGAGGAGAGAAGACGUAUCCGGCACACCGGACUGCUGGGCAGAAACCAUCAGGCGCGCGAUAAUGCCAUCUGGUGAAAUGUCGAACGGAGGCGCGAAAGAGCGCGACAAUGCAAUUUUACUGUUUGAUUUGGACGGAACAUUAACGCCAUCAAGAUUGCCGAUUGAAUCGGACAUGAUUGAAGUUUUAAAGGAAUUAAAAGAGCACAUGGCGAUUGGGAUUGUGUCAGGAUCAAAUGAAGGAAAAAUGAGAGAACAACUGAAACCAGCUGGAGACAUUUACAGUGUGGUCGAUUACUUGUUUCCUGAAAAUGGAUCAAUAGCGAGAUAUCGCGGAGAAGUCUUGGGCGAGGACCUCUCAUUACUCAACUAUUUAGGGGAACAAAACAUUCAAGCCCUCAUCAAUUUCGCUCUACGUUACAUUGCUGAUUUAGACCUUCCUAAGAAAAGAGGAACGUUCAUAGAAUUCCGAAC
This is a messenger RNA of Condylostylus longicornis, 491 nucleotides long. RefSeq lists its product as uncharacterized. The transcript has a single exon. Gene Ontology annotation, biological process: mannose metabolic process; GDP-mannose biosynthetic process; protein N-linked glycosylation. The annotation marks the transcript as partial. Lineage: Eukaryota; Metazoa; Arthropoda; Insecta; Diptera; Dolichopodidae. Gene Ontology annotation, molecular function: phosphomannomutase activity. The record is from RefSeq and is a predicted model, not a curated record. Gene Ontology annotation, cellular component: cytosol.